Petromyzon marinus (sea lamprey) is the source of this 6545-nucleotide messenger RNA. NCBI's taxonomy places the organism in Eukaryota, Metazoa, Chordata, Hyperoartia, Petromyzontiformes, Petromyzontidae. The record is from RefSeq and is a predicted model, not a curated record.
UAAUUUAUAAAUACCACCAACCGACACAACAAAUUAGUAAACUUUGUCACGUAAAACAAAACGUGACAACCCGUUACUAGUGCAGCACACCCGGUGUGUGAGAGCGCAAACCCCACUAGGACAUCUACGAUUCCAGCUGCUUGUAUUACUUUCCUGUUCAGUAACACACAAGCAAAAAUCUAUCGAGGCGAGGUCCCGCCCACGUGGUGGGCCGGACCUCGCAUCGACAACGCAGCAGCUCAGGUACCAUGGAGACAGCCGUGGCCACGCUGAAGGGGGCCUCUUAGUGGCGUGCGGUGGCACGACAACAGCAGCCAGCAGCAGGAGCAGCUGCCGUGAGAAACGCUCGUGCGUUGUUGCAUUGCUCGAGUGUUUACAAUCGUGUAACUCACUGUAACAUAGCGGUACGUGUGGGGACGAGUUCUAACGAGGAAAGAAGAAGCGCUGUUUUAAAAUAAACUAAAUUGGAAGGAUGAAUCCACAAACGUAACACUUUAAAAGUAGGGCAAAAAAAAGAUAAAUUUGUGAAUUCUGGACAACAUUGAACGAACAUUCGCGAAUUGGCAAUUAGUGAAUCGAGCGAAUUAGACAUUUCACGAGGUAAACAAUAACAAGGAGAAGAUAUGCGACACAGGAUUCUGCUAUCGACAUCACCACCACCACCAGCAUCAUCGUCGUCGUCGACAUCACCGCCAACAUCGCCAGCGUCGGCUUGACAAUGGACGCGGCGUCCACGACGGACAAGCUGAUGGAGGCGGCCAAGAGCGGAGACCUCGCAACGCUGCAGACUCUGCUGCUGCUGCCCCCGGGAGGUGGACGAGCCCCGGGGCAGCAGCGGCAGCGGCAAGAAGAAGGGCAAGAGGGGCCCGACGAGGAGGGAGACCGCGAUGCGUGGGCCGACGGCCAUCACGGGGCCACGCCGGCACACUACGCGGCCCGCGCCGGCCGCCUGGGGGCCCUGCGCUACAUGGUGGAGGAGGGCGGCCUGCCCGGACACGCCAGGGCCCUCAACGGGGCCACGCCGGCACACGACGCCGCGGCCACGGGCCACUUGGCCUGCCUGCAGUGGCUGCUCACGAACGGCGGGUGCCGGCCAGAGGACAAGGACGCGUCGGGCGCCACCGUGCUGCACCUGGCCGCCCGUUUCGGACGGCGCUCCGUGGUGCAGUGGCUGUUGCUGCAGGGCGGCGGCGGCGGCGGCAGCGACCCGCUGGGCGUCACGGCGAGCGGCGCGCUGGCCGUGCACUACGCGGCGGCGCGCGGGGACCUGCCCACGCUCCAGCUGCUGCUCGCGAAAGCCCCGCAGACGCUGAACAGCCGCACGGGUGCGGGAGCGACGCCGCUCUACCUGGCGUGCCAGGAGGGCCACCUCGACUGUCUGCAGUACCUGGCGACGGAGUGCGGCGCCGAGACGAGCGCGCGGGCCAGCGACGGCAUGACGGCCAUGCACGCCGCCGCGCAGAUGGGACACGCCACGGUCAUCGUGUGGCUGGUGAGCUCCACGGCGCUGCGUCUGAGCGACACGGACGCCGACGGCGCCACGGCCAUGCACUUCGCGGCGAGCCGGGGCCACGGCACGGUGCUGAGCUGGCUGCUGCUGCACGGCGGGGAGCCGACGCGCGACGCCUGGGGCGGCACGCCGCUGCACGACGCCGCCGAGAACGGUCACCUGCAGUGCUGCCAGAUCCUGGUGGUGAACGGCGUGGAUCUGCGCGUGCGCGACAACGACGGCUGCUCCGCGGCCGACUUGGCAGAACACAACGGGCACGCGCGCUGCGCGAAAUACCUGCGCACCGUCGAGAACAUGAUCCCACAGCUGUUGCAAGGCCUACACGCAACCCUCAAGAGCCCAGAGAGCAGAAUCCUGGCGCGUGAAUAUUCGAUGGAAGGUCUGGCAACCACCGAUCCCGACCACCCGUCUGCCAAGUCUGCUGCUGCUGCGGCAGCGGCAGCAGCAGACUCGUCGACCUUCGACCCCGACGCCGGCACCGUUGCCGACCAAUCGGGAAGCAGGGUCGACGGGUCGGCGGUCCUGCGAUCGUACCUGGACCUCCUCGACCCCGACGAGAAGGUGGCGGUGUUGGCGAGCGACCGGCCGGACGGGGGCGAGGGGACGGCGCCUGCUCCGUCGCGAGGCGCCCGCGCGGAGCGCGUCAACCCCGUGGAGGUGCUGCAGAGGAGACGCAGCGAGCUGAGACCCGUGGUGACGCAGGAGUCGCUGGGCAGCGCCCCAGACAACGUGUCUGCGGAGGAGCUGUCGCAGGCUCGGCUCAGGAGGGUGGACUCGAGCCGCAAGACGCGCACCUUCGGGAAGCAGCCAAGCACCAGCGACUACUACAAGUCGUUCAGCACGGAGCGCGACGAGCCGCUCAACACCAGCGGCAGUCACAUGGAGCCGGAGCCGACGCCGGUGCUCAACGGAGAGGACCACUCGGGCGAGGCGGAGACGCCCGAUUCGGAGAUGCCGGAGCCGCCGUCGUCGCCGGUGCCGGACCUCCUCCCCGGCGAGGACGCGGAGGGCCCCCCGGCGCCGCCGCCCCCGCCGCCCGCGCCGCCCGCGCCUCCGCCCCCGCCGCCGCUGCCCCUCCCCGGCGAGCUGUCGCGGUACAGCGACGGCGACCACUCGCGGCCGCCCUCCGCCGCCUCCAGCAUCAAGUCGUUCAACAUGCUCUCACCCAAUGGGGACAACUCGGACCUGCUGGCGGAGAUCAAGGCGGGCAGGAGCCUGAAGCCCACGCACCCCAGCAAGAGCUGCACCACGGUGUUCAUCGGCUCCGCUCACCUGCAGAACCAGCGACCGACCAGCCCGGACUGCCAGCCGCAGAGCGGCGCCGGCACGGACGGCACCAACGGCGACGGCGGCCUCCCUCACGGCGCCGCGGGCGGCGGCGGCGGCGGCGGCGCAAGCGGCGCGGGCGACUCGCUGUCGCGCCUCGACUCGCUGUCGCGCCUCGACUCGCUCGACGUGGACUCGCUGGUGCCGCUGCAGGACGAGCAGGGCCGGCCGAUCCCCGAGUGGAAGCGGCAGGUGAUGGUGCGCAAGCUGCAGACGCGCCUGCAGCAAGAGGAGGAGCGGCGGCGCCAGUUUGAGCAGUACGGCUUUUUCCAGCCAGAGAGCUGGACCUAUUCCUCCAACCGCAACGCCAUGCUGGGCCCUUUUGGCGAGCUGCUCACCGAGAAGGACAUUGCGAGUCUGGAGAAGCAGAUCGAGAGCCUGCAGCUCCUGAAGAACGUGCAGGAGGUGGAGACCAAGCUGGUGGUGCUGGAGCAGGAAAUCCACCAGAUGAUACUGCCGCCCACCGUGGAGGUCGUGGACAGCCGCUUCGCGACGGGCGCCGACUCCGUGCGGGCGCUGCCCGGCUGGUGCAGCCGCGUGUCGGGCCUCCUACGAAGCAUGGCUUUCCUCGUCAGCAGCUUGGGCCACAAGGACAUCGCGGGCCCCAAAGUCGGGCCCGCCGCUGCCCCGCCUAUCGCGGAAGCACGGAGAGGUCUGGAGAACGGAGGGGCGCGCAGCAACGGCGCCGGCGGCGGCUUCGGCGGCGCUAAACGGCAGCGCGGCCCGGAUGACUGCGGCGGCGCCGGCGAUGGCGGCGUCGGGCAAGAGAGCCCGCGCAAUGAGCCGGGCCCCGUCGCUCUGGAGGAAGCACGCGCGAGCGAGGAAUGGAAGGCGAGCACGUCGGUGAUCCGGACGCAGUCGUUCGGCUCCACCAGGGAGGAGGUAGAGUGGGAGAUUCAGCAGUUCGGCGUCUCGGUCAAGAUGCUCAAGUCCAACUUCGAGCCCGGCGCCGUAAAGUCGGCGCCGGUCGCGUGCAACGGCCAGGGUGGCGGCGGCUGCGGAGGAGGAGAAGAAGGCAGACGUGUGGAAGCGACACCCGGCGAGGCGGCUCAGCCAUCCGGGGCAGAGGAUCCGCCGCGGGCGCCGCUGCUGCCGGUGAAGAGCGUGGACGAUGACGCGUGCCGCCUGGAGCUGGGCGGGGAGCCGCCCGCGGUGGCGCUGCCGUCACCGUCGUCGGAGGGCGGCGUCACGACCGCCAUGACGGAGGCGACGGUGCGCGAGUCGGUGGAGACGCGAAAGGUGCGCACGGUGCUGCUCUUCCUGGGCCACUGGAAGAAGGCCGUGUACUCGAUGUCGUUCGGAGUGAAGGGCGACAGGCAGGGGGGGGGCUCCGGCACGGCCUCCUCCUCCGGCACCGUCGUCGCAGCAGGCGACGCGUCGGCUUACGCGGAGCUGGACGCUGCGGUCGCGGCGUCGGCGAUGACGGGCGAGGCGGAGCGCGAGCGCACAGAGGACGAGCGCCUCCUCUACUUCAUGAAGCAGCGGCAGGUGGUGAACAAGCUCAUCGGGCACUGGCGCCUCAUCAUCGCCCGCGUGCCCUCGCGCCAGAUCCGCCACCUGAGCCGCGCGCCGGCCGCCUACUCCCCCGAGCAGUUCCUGCCGCACGUCAACGGGCGGCCGCCCGCCUACGACUCGCUGACCCUCGACCUCUUCAUGCUCGGCUACUUCCAGCUGCUGGAGAUGCCGAUGCCGCGCGCGGAGCGCCGCGCCCGCCACCUCCUCUGCUUCGAGAUGUUCGACCGCCUCGCGAGCCACCCGUGGGAGACAAUCCGGGACUUCCACCGCGCCGUCGUCGCGGAGGUGUCGGGCGGGUGCCGCGACUGGCGCGACGGCUUCGAGGACGUGAAGCGGCGCUUUUUCGGCGACGUGGCUCGCCGGGCGUCGGCCGCGUCGAGCGGCGCCGACGCCGGGUCCGGUCGCGACCGCGGCGACCCGGCGGCCGCCGGCGCCAACGCCGUGAACUGGGACUCGCGGCGGGCGUCCGAAGUGAGCCUGCCGAGCUACUGCGGCAACACGCCAACCGAGGAGCAGGGCGGCCGCUGCGGCGCGCGCCGGCGCUCCGACUCGGUGCAGGUGAUCUCGGAGCUGGGAGAGUUCAGCAACGAUGAGAUCUGCCGCUACAUCGACCGCAGCUUCUCCUUCUGGAAGGAGAAGGAGGCCGAGCUGUUCGACCUGUAGCGCGCGCACGCCCCCCCGUGUCGCGUCGCGUGCCGUGUCCCUUUCGUGCCCCGCGAGUCGUGACGCGCACACGCGUUUGUGUCACGCCGCAGCAUGUAAACCGCUGUUGCGUAUUUAUUUUGGUGACUUGGCGAUGUUGAUGCCGAUUUGUGUUGGGUUUUUUUUGCUACUACCUAGGAAAGCCUCGCUGGACCAAAGGUAUUUUUUUCUCAGGAGGGUCCUGCACUAGGAUGUUUGGCCAGCUCGAUUAAUGAGUAUUUUGUAUUGGGGGGGGGGGGGGUCAGAAAUACAUUACAGCAGCAUCUUGUUGCGUUGUUGUACUGCCCUCUGUUGCCCAGACCGUAGCCCCACAGCAGCCACCCAAACAUGGUGCAGAUCAAGACUUGGCUCCCCAGAGGCUAAGAGAUCAGGCACAUUCGGGGUGAUGUAAUAAUUUUUUUGCGUUCUUCAUUUACCAUCUUAUUUGCUUCGUGGGGGGUUUAUUUGUUUAACAAUAAUGAGACUAAAGCUCGGCGAGUCGGGUGAAGAGUCUAUUCCCAUCAUUGGCUAAGUUAUUUUUGUAUGUCAGCAUGUUUUAUUUCCUCUUGGGUAGGUGGGCAAAGGACACAAGGGGUGUCUGACACCCUGGGCCAGCACAAGCACCUCUAGUUUUAGUUUAUUAUUUAAUAAUUUCAAAUUAAAACUAGAAUCAAAUGAAUAGAAGAAGUCUGAGAGGAUAUCCACCGAAGAGAUGGAGGGAUUAAAUCGCCUCUGCUUCAGGAGCUUGCUGGAUUAUUAUUUAUCAGAGCGGAGGGUUGCGAAAAAUGCUGGCAACUUGGGGGAAGUCUUCAUCUGGUCGUGGAGUGACCGUGACUCAUGGUUUCUACAACACGAAUACAUAAAUAAAUGCUAACAUGUGAAAUUGAUCUCAAGAAACAGCGGUCACGGUUGAAGCAAUGUCGAGCGUCACACACGAGGCCUUUCUUAGGCCUCGCCAACCCAGGAUUCGCCUUCUGUUAACAUCGUUUAUUCCUUUAUGAUAUUGCCAUUACCUUGAUGCUGUUUAGUAAGAGGAAUUUAAAAUGCAUUUAAAAUGCCUCUUACUAUUUCAAAUGCCUCUCUGAAAAUGCCUCUGCCCUAUGAGUCUUUUAUUGCUGAGGCCUAUUGCAGGCUUCGUUGAGAUGCUACGUGGAGGAUUUUUGACACUGAAAAGUGGCGUCGUAUGAAAGGGUUUCUUUGGUCAUUAAAAAUACAUACAUUUUAGAAAUAUUUCUCCCACAAUUGCACAAAUGACACUAUGUAACACAAUUUUUGCUCCUGGGUAGUGUUAUUUCAUAAUUUUUCAUGCCUAGAAAGUUUAGAAAAUCGCUAUUAUUCCUCACAAACUUUGCUUUUGUGACCAGGACAGUGAUAUUUUGAAAUUGACCUAUUUUCAUUGAGAAAACAGGUGAAUUUGUAUCUUUUCAUUCACAUAAAGUCAGAAAAAUAUAUAUGAAUCAAAAUUAACAUAUAUUUAUACUACAGUAAUACAAAAAUAACUACAAUAGAUUUA